Messenger RNA from Heterobilharzia americana, 255 nucleotides. NCBI's taxonomy places the organism in Eukaryota, Metazoa, Platyhelminthes, Trematoda, Strigeidida, Schistosomatidae. The record is from the annotation of a GenBank genome assembly.
AUGGAACAUCAUGAUACAAUGACAAUGAUGAAUUUAAACAAAUCAUGGUGGAAUGUAUUUAUGCAUGAAUGGCGAAAAAAACAAAAUGAAUGGAUAAAAUUAUACAAUGAAAAAGGUAAUUCUUCUUUGAAUGAAACAAACUGUGAGGAGGUUAAUCAUCGAAAUCUUGAUAAUACUGACUUACCAUGGUUACCUGAUCGAUUUAUUGAGGAAAUGGAGAAAAGAGAGAUUUUUCAAAUGAUUAAUAUUCAGUAA